This is a messenger RNA of Prunus armeniaca (apricot), 1629 nucleotides long. Lineage: Eukaryota; Viridiplantae; Streptophyta; Magnoliopsida; Rosales; Rosaceae. The record is from the annotation of a GenBank genome assembly.
AUGUCUGGGGUUGCUGAAUCUAAUACAGUUACCGGGUCUGCAAAGAAUGGAAUAUCUGAUUCUACUGAAGAGAAUUCUAGCAGUGGUCAUAGCAAGGAUGAGAGUUCCUUUUCAUCAGUUUCAGAUACGAAGGUCAGGAAGGUAGUUGAAUAUGACCAGCAGAAAGAUUUAAGGACUCUUGCAGAGUGGAUUUGCUCUGGAGCAGUUCAACCUGAAUGGGCUGGAGAUAUUACAUGGUCAAAUAGUAUGUUUAAUCCGCUGUUUAAGCCUAGUUUCAAUGAGGUUGAAACUAAAUGCAUGGAAGUCUAUGAGGAAAAGAAAAUGGAAACCAAGAAAAUCUUAGGUAACUUUGAUGGACAGAUUAGCCUCUCGGUGGACAAUCUGAGGUGCGAAAAUCACAUUGACCCUCGCUGCUGUGGUGAUUAUUUGUGCCUUUCCGCACAUUUUGUUGAUGAGAAUUGGAAACUGAAAAAACGGGUACUUUGCUUUAGUUCUCGUUCGGUUUCGGGUCCGUCUGAUGAUUCCCUUCACGGACAUGAAGAUUGGGGCAUUGAGAACAAGAUACGCGCAGUCACUGUGAAUAAUGGGAAGUGCUAUAAGGAAAUGGUUGAGCAUGUUAAAAGGCACAUCCAAGAAAAGAAGGAAUUCCAACUUAAUCCAGUGUUUCCUGUGUAUUGUUGUGGGGAAAUAUUCAGAGUAAUGGUGCAGGAUGCAUUUGGCAAGAUUGAAGAUAUCGUUUGCAAGGUUCAGCAGGUGCAUUAUUUUAAAACUUCUGAGCCCCUGUGGUCUACAAUAUGGUUAAAUCUGCAAGAAGCUGUGAAGUCAUGGUCAACAGGAAAACUCUCUACCAAAGAUGUGAUUGGUUCUAAUGACGUACCUUCCCCAGAGGAAUGGAAGAAAGUCGAAGGUGUUUGUAAAAUUAUAGGGAGCAUAGAUGAAGUAUCAGAAGCAUUAUUUUACACAACACCUCUAACUCCCAAUGUUUAUCUUUAUCACCUCCAUGAGCUUCACGGAAUUCUUACCAAAAUGUCCACUGACUCAGAUUGUUUUAAUAGAACAAUAGUUAAGGACAUGCUGAAAAAGUUUGAUCAGUAUUUGGAUAAUGACAUGUUCUUGCUGUUGACAAUGUCUGCAGCACUGGAUCCUCGAUUCAAGAUGAGAUAUAUUGAAUUCUUUUGUUCAGAGGUUAAGUGUAAGGACGAAAAAACACAAGUUGCAAAUGUUUUAUGGGCGAUGCAGAAACUGUUCGAUGACUACGUGAUCCGUUUUCCUACUGAAGGGGAGUCUUGUCGUUCUAGACGUUGGAAACGCAGUUUUAGAGUGGUAAAGGACUACCAGCAGUUCAUCUGUUCAAAUGACCGCCCUGCGAAAAAAUCAGACUUGGAUCGCUAUUUGGAAGAACCUGUGUUACCUUGGAGUCCAGAUUUUAAUGCAUUGUCUUGGUGGAGAACCGCAGGCACUGCGUACCCUACCCUUUCCCGGAUGGCACGGGACUUUUUGGCCAUGCCAAUGUCUCUGUCAACUGGAAAUGGUGUAUACUAUACUGUACCAAAGCCAGCUGAUGAACAUAUAGUUCGCUUGAAGCCAGACUUGAUGAAUGCCUUGAUGUGUACUCGAAGCUGGGUAUAG